UCGCGCUAAAAAAGAUAAGAAAAGAAAAACCACACUGCGAACACAUUAGCUCUACAUUUCCUCAGAUCUCUCUCUCGGUUCCAAAGCGCGGCUGAAUCGGACUGAGAAUUCGCCGGCGAGAUGUCUACUUCGUCGCCUCCGGCGCCGGCGCCGACCUCUCCACCGGCCACUCCAUCCCCACCUUCCGCUCCUUCUCCAUCCAACAACUCCACCUCCCCACCCCCUUCCUCUCCUCCUCCGGCACCACCGUCUCCUCCGACUCCGAUUCCAUCUCCUCCACCGUCCUCUUCACCACCAUCCCCCUCCCCUCCCUCCCCUCCUUCUUCUCCUUCUCCGUCUUCCCCAUCCACUCCGUCGCCGCCAUCGUCUCCUCCUCCGUCUUCCCCAUCCACGCCGUCGCCACCAUCGUCUCCUUCUCCGUCUUCCCCAUCGACGCCGUCGCCUCCAUCGUCGCCUUCCCCGCCGCCUCCUUCGACAGGUAGAUCUCCACCGGUGCCCCCAUCUCCGCCUUCGGCGAAGACCCCCCCUUCUUCGGUGAAGACCCCACCGCCUCCGUCGCCUUCACAGUCGAGUUCGAGCUCCAUCUCGACACCUAUGGUUGUGGGGAUCGCAAUCGCAGGGGUGGUUCUCCUCGCGGCACUGACUGUGCUCUACUUCUGCUGCUGCAGAAACAGGAAGAAGCGACCGCCGCUUCCUCCUCCUGUUUACUAUGGCGGACAUCCGCCACAGCAGCCGCCGGCGGCGGCGGUUAAAGAUGACUUCUAUGGAGGGCAGGUUCACAAUUGGCAACAUAAUGCUCCACCUGCAGAUCAUGUCGUGAAAAUACCUUCAGAUCCUUCUCCUCCUCCCCCAUUUCCCUCGCGUCCUCCAAAUUCGCCUUUCCUUCCUCCACCACCUCCACCUCCACCUAUGAUGAGCAGCAGUGGAGGCUCCGGUUCAAAUUACUCUGGGUCUGAUAAUCCACUACCUCCUCCAUCACCUGGUACGGCUCUGGGUUUUCCUAAAGGCACAUUCACAUUUGAUGAAUUGGUGAGAGCAACAGAUGGGUUCUCUGAAGCUAAUCUCCUUGGGCAAGGUGGUUUUGGCUAUGUACACAAAGGCAUUUUGCCUAAUGGCAAAGAAAUUGCAAUUAAACAGCUGAAGACUGGUAGUGUACAGGGAGAUCGCGAGUUCCAAGCAGAGGUUAGAAUUAUCAGUCGCGUGCAUCACAAGAAUUUGGUCACGUUGGUUGGUCACUGUGAUUCAGACGGACAAAGGCUUCUUGUUUAUGAAUUUGUUCCUAAUCGUACACUGGAGUUCCAUUUGCAUGUUUGUUCAGGGAAAGAUCAACCAACUAUGGACUGGCCCACCAGAUUAAAAAUUGCUUUGGGAUCUGCGAGGGGGUUGGCUUAUCUCCAUGAGGACUGCCAUCCUAAGAUCAUCCAUCGUGAUAUUAAGGCAGCGAAUAUUCUCCUUGAAUACAACUUUGAAGCUAAGGUAGCUGAUUUUGGGCUUGCAAGAUUGACAUCUGAUAACAACACCCACAUUUCUACUAGGGUCAUGGGAACUUUUGGAUACCUGGCACCAGAAUAUGCAUCUUCAGGAAAACUGACUGAUAAAUCUGAUGUCUUCUCUUUUGGAGUCAUGCUUCUUGAACUAAUUACUGGAAGGAGACCUGUUGAUUCAACUUAUUCUUUCAUGGAUGAUAGUUUGGUUGACUGGGCAAGGCCUUUGAUGACUCGCGCUAUCGAGGAUGGUGACUGUACUCCUCUAAUUGAUCCAAAAUUAGGUGACAAGUAUAACUAUGUAGAGGUGGCACGAAUGGUUGCUUGUGCUGCUGCUUGUGUGCGCCACUCAGCAAAGCGUCGACCACGAAUGGGGAUGGUUGUUAGAACAUUGGAGGGGGAUGCAUCUCUGACAGAUCUCAAUGAUGGUGUCACCCCUGGUCACAGCUCAGUCUAUGGUAGCUCUGAUUAUGAUACUAGCCAGUAUAACGAAGACAUGAAGAAGUUCAGAAAGGUGCUGGAUAGCCGAGAUUAUUCCACUAGUGAGUACAGUGCUCCGACCAGCGAAUACGGUCAGAAUCCUUCAGUCUCCAGCAGUGAAGGCCAGCAAACACAGGAGAUGGAUAUGAACAAGUUUAAGAAAGAUAGCUGAGGUUUCAACAGUGGUCUAUGAUUUCUCUUGUGAUCAACUGUGAAAUGUGCCAUUCAAUGCUGAUAUAUUAUCUAUUAUCUGCAACAAGUCCAAGCACCUCUCUGUGUGGAAAGCGUUGGAUGAUAACAAUAGAAGGCUCACAAUUCACCUAUAUACAUGCAUUAUCAUCAUCAUCGAUUCAUCAUCGUUAUUAUUAUUAUUAGUAUUUUUUAUUUUUUUGGGUCUUGGUAAGUUGAGUUGGCUUACAAUUCUUUUCAAGAAUUAUUCUUCUGAGUUUUGGCUGUAAAUAAAUUUCAUUUGGCGAUUUAAAGAUGUAUUUCAUGAAAGGCAUUGAUUGACACAUGAAAGUUCUAAUUCUGAGUGAAGCUUAUGUGCAGUGGAAUCUGCUGGUACUUACAUUUA
This is a messenger RNA of Dioscorea cayenensis subsp. rotundata (Guinea yam), 2538 nucleotides long. RefSeq names its product proline-rich receptor-like protein kinase PERK1. Gene Ontology annotation, molecular function: protein kinase activity; ATP binding. NCBI's taxonomy places the organism in Eukaryota, Viridiplantae, Streptophyta, Magnoliopsida, Dioscoreales, Dioscoreaceae. Gene Ontology annotation, biological process: protein phosphorylation. Bases 121 to 2136 code for a protein of 671 amino acids. The record is from RefSeq and is a predicted model, not a curated record. The transcript has 8 exons.